CCGGAGGUCAAUGGGGCUUGGUUUUUUUAUAGAUUUUUUAUUUGUUUCUGGCUUCAUGACAUGUCAUUAUCAUGCACGGACCUGGAAUUACGUGGAACAGGCGUUUAAAGAUGAUGGCGUUACUGAUAAAUUGGGAAUUUGUAAUAUUGACAUUAGCCCAUCUUAACAAAGACGUUACAACUCGAUCAAAUGAGUCGCUCAAAGCACAGCAGUCUCCCGCGGACUUGGAGAGGCUGUAUUUGAGAGCCGCUGACGCUCACGAAGUUGACUGUGAACGGUAUGUCAACACUUCAGCGUUUUCAAGUGAUCCAGCGGACGACGCGACGAUCCAAUCCACUUUCAAAUGCCGUGCAUGUGAGGACCGCAGUCUGGUUAAUAAUGCGGACCAAAACGGAGCGAAUCCCUCGCAAAAUGGCGAAUUUGAGGAGAUUCUCAGAGGACCUGUGACUUGGCGAUUCUUGAGAGAUCAACAGAAUUCGAAUGGAGUCGUGGUGUCUGACGACUCUCGGCCUGUGUUCACUUGCGGCAAGAAACGCCUUUGGAUCAAGUUUUCCACGACGCGGCAUUCAAAUCCACGCUUGAUUAUCAAGACUGAAUGGGCAGAUUCACACACACAAAAGCAGUGCCGAUGCAUCCGAAGGAAUCAUGGGCCAUCAAUGCUGCUGAGGAUCUACUUCAAAGACUGCUAUGCUUCAAAUUGGACUCGAGAUGGAAGGAUGUACUACUCUUUAGGAGUACUUUACUUUGAUCACCUUCAAAAGAAGAGUUUCUCUGGCAUUGCCACCUGUCAUGCUGCCAUCCUGCCACAUGAUGCACCUUCUACAGAAGAAUCACCUGAAGUUAUCUGUGGAAAGCCAUUUGUGAUCGUAAAAUUACCAGCCAAGAGGAUUAAAAGUGUUAAAGUUUUGGGUAUGUCCAGGCAAUUGCCUCGUGCAGUCCUUUGGAAAAGUCACCAUACUGUGUUAGUCAAAUUGAAACGCUCUGCAGUCGAGACAUUUAAAAAGGACAUCAGAAAACGAAGACAAGACCCUUUUGAUUUUAUUCGGGAAUAUGAUUCAAUACCUACUGUUGGGGCAGAUUUUGGUCUUUUGGACUUUGUCAAACCCACUGUUCCAUGUGGAGAAUUUGAAGAAACCCCUAAAACUACCCAAAGAACACUUUCAUCAAGUAAAACGUACACACCUGUUAUGACGACUGCUGGAGCAACAACCUUACCUGAAACCAUGCCUUAUUUAACAUCUGCUGCUGGAACCACAAUAGCUCUGAAAACUACUUCUACUGAAACUACUUUUCCAGACAUCACGUCCAUAGAAACUACUUCUCCGAGAACUAAUACUGCUGAAAUAAUGCCCUCCAUUAGUUCAACAGUAAAUAUUUUAGGAGCAUCCACAAAUGUAAUGACAAUCUCAUCUGAGCCAACACCUGCCGUAAUGUUUGCGGUUGAAACCGCAAUGGCUAAAACUACCACAGAGACUAAUACCCUUGCCACAACUGCUGAAGAAACUACUAACCUUGGCAUCACUUCUGAAGAAACUACUACCACUUCUGUAGAAAGCACAACCCUUGGCACAACUUCUGCAGAAACUACUACGACUUCUGAAGAAAGAACAACCCUGGAAACCACUGCUGUGGAAACUACUACCCUUGGCUCCACUUCUGCAGCAAGUACCUCACUUGGCACCUCUUCUGUCGAAAGUACAACCUUCAACAGAAAUAUUGGAAACAUCCACACUUGGAACAACCGCAACUACGCCUGCCUCAACAUCUCCAGCUGA
Messenger RNA from Sinocyclocheilus grahami, 1775 nucleotides. RefSeq lists its product as uncharacterized. The record is from RefSeq and is a predicted model, not a curated record. Lineage: Eukaryota; Metazoa; Chordata; Actinopteri; Cypriniformes; Cyprinidae. Bases 72 to 1775 code for a protein of 567 amino acids. The transcript is spliced from 7 exons.